Lolium rigidum is the source of this 1091-nucleotide messenger RNA. RefSeq lists its product as uncharacterized. The transcript has a single exon. The coding region runs from base 41 to 679 and encodes 212 amino acids. The record is from RefSeq and is a predicted model, not a curated record. NCBI's taxonomy places the organism in Eukaryota, Viridiplantae, Streptophyta, Magnoliopsida, Poales, Poaceae.
AGAUUUCCGCCGAUUUCGCGGAGAGCGGCGGCUAGCUCCGAUGGAGGCGAUGCUGGAGGCCGGGGUGGGCCGGUUCCGGGGCCCGAGCCUGGCGGCGAUGCUGGCCGAGAUGUGGGCGCCGCUGGCCGUCGCGCUGGCGGCGCUCGCCACGCUGCCCAGCCUGCUCGGCAGGCUGCAGGUGCUCAUCCUCCGCCUCCGCUCCCGAGGGAAGGAGGCCAUCUCCUCCCACAUCUCCACCUACUACUCCUCCGGGGACGACGACUCCGACGCCGACUCCGACGACGAAUCCGACUCCGAUGACGCCUCCUCCUCCGGCGAGGAGGAGGAGCCCGAGGGCAGGAUCGGGUACUUCGAGGGCGCCGCCGACGGCCUCGACGGCUGCUUCCCCUUCGGCGGCGCCGUCGUGCGGACAUGGCAGGACCUGCCCCGCCGCUUCUCCUUCACCGCCGCCGCCGCCGGCGGAUUCCCGUCCGGCGAUACGGCGCCGGCGGUCAGGCUGUGGGGCGCCAGCACGGCGAGCGGCGAACGCAGCACCCCGGCGUGGUGGGACGGAGCCGAUGACAGCGGCAGAAGGCAGGCCGCCGAGGUGGCGGCGCCGGUGGUCGUCGGGUGGCGGCGGCGCGAGCACGCGGCCAGGAGGAGGCACCGUCUCCUCCCCGUUCUGCCGUCCCCGCAGUAAAACAAAAUGGUUGGUAGGUGUGGCCGUGUGAAUAUGCUUUGGGCUGAGAAAAGAUGCUGAUUCCCGGCUGGCCCCACCUGUCUGUCUGUCUGUGCGUGGGGGCGAAUAAGCGGGUGGUGAUUACUGUACUAGGGUGGUUAGGAGACGUGGUGGUGACGGUGAUUGAUGAUUCAUUAUUUGGACAGGCAUUGCUUGCUUAUAUGCAAAGGAAAAGACCAGAAGACUCAGCUCCUGCUCGGUGCUGAAUCCAUCUUCGAUCGAAGAUUUGUGCUGUAUCACCAUUCUUUGGCAUGGAAAUGCUCCAUCGGUUGAGCAUCCAUUGCUUGUACUACUUCCAAACAAAAAAAAGAAAAAAAAUCAAUGUUGUCGAAAGAAAAUACUAGGCUCUUUGGUUGAUUAUGUUGAGUAAUAA